Messenger RNA from Colletotrichum orchidophilum, 429 nucleotides. RefSeq names its product GMF family protein. The transcript is spliced from 4 exons. The record is from RefSeq and is a predicted model, not a curated record. Gene Ontology annotation, molecular function: Arp2/3 complex binding; actin binding. Bases 1 to 429 code for a protein of 142 amino acids. Gene Ontology annotation, cellular component: actin cortical patch. Lineage: Eukaryota; Fungi; Ascomycota; Sordariomycetes; Glomerellales; Glomerellaceae. Gene Ontology annotation, biological process: actin filament debranching; negative regulation of Arp2/3 complex-mediated actin nucleation.
AUGGCCUCCGAAUCGCGGCUCUACACCUUCUCCCAGGAGACAAAGGAUCACCUGCGCAAGUUCCGCCUUGGAACCUCGCGAUCCAACGACCCUCAAGCUGUCAUAUACUACAUUGAUAAGAACACGCACGAGAUCAAGCAGGACGACGACAGGGUUGUGUACAAGUCGCUCGAGGAGAUUAGCGACGACCUCCCGGACCACAGCCCGCGCUUUAUCCUGCUGAGCUACCCGCUCACAUUGCCCUCCGGCCGCUUGUCGGUCCCAUACGUCCUACUCUACUACCUCCCCAUCACCUGCAACAACGAGAUACGGAUGCUGUAUGCUGGCGCCAAGGAGCUGAUGCGGAAUACGAGCGAGGUCGGCCGCGUGAUUGAUAUUCAGGAGGCGGAAGACCUGGAGGAAAUACCGCAGAAGUUGGGCUCUGCGUGA